This is a messenger RNA of Pelmatolapia mariae (spotted tilapia), 4931 nucleotides long. It is a transcript of the gene slc38a10, whose product is annotated as solute carrier family 38 member 10. The coding region runs from base 563 to 4006 and encodes 1147 amino acids. The record is from RefSeq and is a predicted model, not a curated record. The transcript has 17 exons. Gene Ontology annotation, molecular function: L-amino acid transmembrane transporter activity. Gene Ontology annotation, biological process: amino acid transmembrane transport. NCBI's taxonomy places the organism in Eukaryota, Metazoa, Chordata, Actinopteri, Cichliformes, Cichlidae.
CACUCACCUCCUCGGCUGCCAUCUGUACUUCCUGGAAACGCGUUCAGAAAAACAACCUUGGUGGACUUAUCAUCGUUUCAUACUGCCUUUUUUUAAUCAACUCGUAGGUUAUAUACACAAAAAGACGACAGUUGACCUUUAAUGUCACAAAAUUUCCAAUGAUAACGUAAACAGGACAGCGAGGCGGAGGGCGAGGAACAGAAGUGGAAGAGAAAAGUGAGCUAAUGAGACUACAGUGGUGCCACUACUAACGGGUCAACCUGUAACUUAAAAUACUUUUAUCCGGUCGCAUUGUAAACAUUGAGCUCGGCGGUGUGAACCGGUUUUACUGUAACAUUUGAAAGGAAGACAGCUGGAAGUGUGUCACGGGUUAAGCUCUGUUGUUUCCGUGUUUCCUCUCAGAGCGCCACGUCAUUAAUCGGCGGAUGAGUUUGGUCCCAGCUGUGCGCUGCCGUUUCUGCCGUCACUCCUAUACCUCCGUUCGCCUGCAGCUUGCUGCUGUCCCGCUUUGCUUGACAUUUUCUUACCGAAGGGGGAAGAAGCGUCGCUUAGGAGAUUAAAGAUGACGGCGUCCAACUCGGGCCUCAUCAUGAACGUGGUGAACAGCAUCGUUGGAGUCAGUGUGCUCACCAUGCCCUUCUGCUUCAAACAGUGUGGGAUAGUGCUGGGAACUAUCCUGCUGUUCUUCUGUUCGUGGAUGACCCACAAGUCUUGUAUGUUUCUGGUCCACACGGCCAGCAGCACCAAACGAAGGACUUAUGCUGGACUGGCCUUCCACGCUUACGGGAAACCAGGAAAGGCACUGGUGGAAACGAGCAUGAUCGGUUUGAUGUUGGGGACCUGUAUUGCCUUCUAUGUUGUCAUUGCUGAUUUGGGCUCAAAUUUCUUUGCUCAGCUGUUGGGUUUACAGGUGACCGGCAGUUUUCGCGUGCUGUUGCUGAUUAUAGUGUCGCUGUUCAUCGUACUCCCUCUGAGUCUGCAGAGGAACAUGAUGGCCACUCUGCAGUCUUUCUCAGCUAUGGCGUUGAUGUUCUACACCCUCUUCAUGUUCACGAUGGUGCUGUCCUCGUUCAAACAUGGGCUGCUCAGCGGCUGGUGGCUAGGGCACAUCAAUAUGGUGCGCUGGGAGGGUGUGUUUCGCUGUCUCCCCAUCUGUGGGAUGGCCUUCGCCUGCCAGUCGCAAGUGCUACCAACCUACGACAGCCUCGAUGAGCCGUCUGUUAAGCGCAUGAGCACCAUUUUCACUUCAUCUCUCAACGUUGUUACCAUCUUCUACAUCACAGUGGGUUUCUUUGGAUACGUCAGCUUUACAGAGAAUAUCGCAGGGAACGUGUUGAUGAACUUUCCAUCCAACCUGGUGACAGAGAUGAUACGCGUUGGUUUUAUGAUGUCUGUAGCUGUUGGAUUUCCCAUGAUGAUCCUGCCCUGCCGCCAGGCCAUCAACACUAUGCUUUUUGAGCAACAACAGAAGGAUGGGACAUUUGCCGCUGGGGGUUACAUGCCUCCUCUGCGCUUCAAGAUGAUCACCCUGUCCAUUGUGUUUGGCACUAUGCUGGGGGGCAUUCUCAUCCCCAACGUGGAAACUAUUCUGGGACUGACUGGAGCCACUAUGGGCAGCCUCAUCUGCUUCAUUUGUCCUGCUCUCAUCUACAGAAAGAUCCAAAAGAACGGCAUCAUUGCUCAGCUGGUGCUUUUUGUUGGUCUGGGCAUCCUGCUGAUCAGCACCUUUACCACUCUCUCAAUUUCGGCCAGUAGCCCCGGUCCAAGGAUCCAACCUCCUCCUCCUGCACCUGGCAAGAACAGCCAGCAAGAACUACCAGACAUCCCUGAACUGCACGACAACCCUGCAAACAAGAAGCCAGUGGAGAUAGAAAAGCCUGACAAUCAUCUGCCUGUGGAGGUGGUGCAGCCUGUGGAGCGGGACCCAGGUGAGCCCCCCCAGAUUAAAGGACCAGUUGAUCUAUCGAAGGAGAAGAAGGACGAGGAGGUGCAGUUGGAUCGUCCUGAUGCGGGUGUGGCAGUGCCAGAGGGAGAGGCCCAUCGUCAUGAACCACCCAUUCCUCAUGACAAAGUCAUGGUAGACAGAAGAAAGAACAUUGCAGAGUUGAAAGACGAAAACAAACAACCUGUUGCUCCUGCAGAAGGUGGUGAAGAAAAACCUCUAAGAGGCAACGAGCUAGAUUUUGAGAAUGCUUUGAAGGUGGAAAACAAAGAUGACAAGGUUGAUGAAAAACCUGCAAAAGAAGAGGAUCUGGGUGGAGGUGAGGUCUUGUCGAACGAGCUGGUUGAUAAGCCUGUUGCAGAAGCAGGCAAAAAGUUGGAUGUUGCCCCAUUAAAAGAGGGUGAGAAUCUCAAUGCUGUUAAAGAACCCCUUGCAGAUAAUGCAGGUGUAGUGGCCAAUCAGGCUGCAGAAGCCAAUCAGGAUGCGGCAGCCCAAGUCCAUAAAGUGGGGAAAGCUGCAGAUGCUGCAGAGAAAGCUCCAGCUGCUGAAGGAGAGCAUCGCCCUGCUGGAGAAGAGGCUCCAGCUGCUGAAGGCAAAGAUGCAGCAGAUGACAAGAUGGAAGUGAUAAAAAAGCUGGUUGCAGAGGGUCAGCUGGACCACGCGGUGCUUCUGCAGGUCAUUAAGGAGCAACAAGAACAACAGAAACGGCUUCUGGACCAACAGGAAAAACUAUUGGCUGUCAUAGAAGAACAACACAAGGAAAUCCACCAGAAACAACCUGCUGGGGGCGCUGCUGAAGGCGAUGGUGAGAAAGGCAUCCAAGGACAACCAGAAAUGAUGGAAGGUGGAGCAGCAAAACCUAAGGAGUCUGGACUGGAGCAGUCCAAGGAGGGAGCUGGAGCUCCACAAGAUGGAGGAAAUGAGGCUCAUGCUCUGGCCCAGAAUCAAGCUCAGGUUGAAGAUAAAGGUGCUGAAGCUAACCCUGCAAAAGUAGCCAUACCAGCAGCUUACAAGGAGGAUGCAAAUGUUGCACUCGCAGGAGAAUCACAUAAGGAAAGUGAGGUCGGGGCGAGGGGAGUGCCAUUGGGAAAGCAAAAACUUGAACCUGUAGCUCAGAAUGAUCACGCAGCCCAGUUACCAAAAGAAGAGGCAAUUGAAAAACUUAAGAAAGAAAUGGCAGGCAUAGAAGAUCAGGCAAAACAAGGAAAAGAACGGCUGGAGAGGGAAAUAAAGGAGAAGCUAGCCAGGGAAGAGGAGUUAGAGAGGGAAAGAUCAGAGAGAGAAAGGAUAGAGAAAGAAGUUCAGGCAAGAUUAGAAAAAGAACGGCUAGAAAUGGAGAGAAAAGAAAAGGAAAGGCUAGAGAAAGAAAUGAUAGAAAAGGAAAGACAGGAAAUGGUGGCCAAACAAGAGUUGGAGAGGGAAAAGAUAGAGAAAGAAGUUCGAGAAAGGCUGGAAAAAGAACGACUGGAAAAGGAAAUAAAAGAGAAUCUGAUCAGAGAGCAAGAGCUUGAGAAAGAAAAAGCAUUAAAAGAGAAACUUGCACGCGACAAAGCUGCAAAAGAGCGAUACGAGCAGGAGCUGCAGAAAGUUGAGAAUGAAAUACUUGAUAAAGCAAAGAAAGAGGAGGCAUUGCAGGAGGCUCAGGAGAGGCUGCUUCAGCUGCAGCAGGCCAUAGAAGCUCAAAAUGCUGGAAAAGCUGCACAGGGGGGCAAGAUAGAUGAUGGUGAGGCUUUGAAGAAAGGAGGACGAGACCUCAAAGAGAAAGCUGUUGCUCAGCCAGAACCCGGAGAAGGGGAGGAAGAUGGCGAGGUUCACCCCCAGGGCUCCCACGAGAAGGUUAGGAAGCAGGGAGAGAUAGAUCUGAAGCGGAGGCGUAGGUCACUCGGAGAGGCUAGAGGGCCCCUGGAGGACACUGAGGCGUCCAGGGGGGUUCCAGGGUUGGAGCCCCUGCUGGAGCUGGGGGGUCCAGAUCUGCACGCAGCCCUGGAGGGGCAGCUACUGGCUGGGGCAAGGCUACACACACGGCAGAUUAAACAGGCCUCAGAGGAUGAAGAAGCUAAAUAACACACACACACAUUCUUAUUUAGCGGUCAAACACAUACUGUAGACCUGCAGAACCUCCUAAUACUGUGGACCGUGAUAUAGCUGCCUUACAUUCUCUUUUGCCUUCAGAGUUGUUAAGAAGUGGACCAUGUUGUUUUUCUUGAUACUGAGUAAUCUGCCAGGAACCCAAAGUCUUUAUCAAAGAGCAAAAGUGUAUGUAAAUAUUAACUUAUUUUUGUUUCCAGAGAAAAUUUUGAAGAGGUCAUUGUUUAAAGUGUAUAUACAUCUAUGCAAUUACCUUUCUGUGGAGUGUUUUUGAUAGGGACAAUAUUCGUAUUUGAGUCACAUGUACUCCUUUUCUCAUUCAGUUGUUCCUUGGUCUUUGUAAAUGUUGUAAAUGCUUUUAAAUGUGAUCCAUGUAUUUUCUUAUAGAACCCGUUUACCCCAAAUUUAAUGUACUGUGGCUUCAGGCCCCUUGAUAGUGUUUUUGCUUCAUGCUUUCAAAAUGAGGUAUUUAACUACACGCUGGAGUUUUGAGAUAUAGAGUAGCCUUACUAUUUCCAUAAACUGUGGACAACAGAGCAGCUCAAACCAGACAACCUGGAUCAAUACCUGUAGUUUCUAAUCAUUCUAUCUUUAUUCCUAGUAUUUCUUCCAGGUUGAUUUAUUAGUGCCUUCCACUUAACAUACUACAGCGUAUGUUUUACUCAUACAAAAUGUGCAGUUUUUUCCCCUCAAUAUGUGGUCUUUUUAUUCCACUAAAUGAUCUUAUUUGAAGAUAUAAUAAUGGAAGGUAUUUUGGACUUCUGUAUUGUCUUUCAUUGGCUAGCACUUCAACACAUUGGACCUUUGCUUUAUAAAAGAGGCUAUUUUUGUGACUAUUUUUCUACAUGCAUGUUAUUUCUGUACAUUUUGCUGAUAAAAAUUAAUAAAGCUCAUAUAUCGA